AUGUCACGCCGUCAUCUUAUACCACAAGAGGCCAAAGACGAAAUUGCUGAAGUCUUCGAGCUUUUCGAUGCUGAUAAGAGUGGCUGCAUUGAUCGUCAAGAACUCUAUGUUGGUAUUCGUGCAAUGGGCUUUAAUGUUACACAACAAGAUAUAGAAGCAAUCUUUAGAGAAAAAGAUGUAGAAAAUCUUGGAUACCUUGUUUUCAAGCAAUUCCGUGAAGUUAUUGGUCAAAAAUUACAAGAGAGAAAACCAGAAGAAGAAUUUAAGCAGGUUUUCGCACUCUUCGAUAAAGAACACACAGGUAGAAUUGGUAUUCGUGAAAUCAAGCGUGUUUGUAUGGAACUUGGCAAAACAGAUCUUACAGAUGAUGAUAUGAAUGCUAUGAUCCGCCAAUUUGAUACAGAUGGCGAUGGAUUCAUCACACAAGCCGAAUUCGUAAGAAUGAUGGAAGGUGAUUUCUAA
Trichomonas vaginalis G3 is the source of this 462-nucleotide messenger RNA. Its product is annotated as calcium ion binding. Lineage: Eukaryota; Parabasalia; Trichomonadida; Trichomonadidae. The transcript has a single exon. Gene Ontology annotation, molecular function: microtubule binding; calcium ion binding. The record is from RefSeq and is a predicted model, not a curated record. Gene Ontology annotation, cellular component: microtubule organizing center. Bases 1 to 462 code for a protein of 153 amino acids. Gene Ontology annotation, biological process: spindle pole body duplication.